GGUUCUAUUAUCCUCCGCCCAUGUGCGUGUUGCUCGCGAGUCAGUGACCUUCGUGCUCAUGUGUGUUCCAGGGAUAUGGCGUACGGUCAUGGAAGUUCGCAGGAUAAUUUCAACGAGCCACCCCUGAUCGACGUCCGGGCUUGGGAAACCUUGUCAAACCAGCCCUCGGAGGGCUUCCCCUGUAGCUCACAUUUAGCAUCCGAUCAUGAGCAGUACAGCUUUCUGAUGCACGCAGGCCGUGAAUACCCUGAUUCCGAUCUACCUAUAGUGGGAGACCCCAUACACGGAUCUCAAAGCGGGUGGACGACAACCCCAGUUGAUGCUCACUGGCAUCCGCCCACGCCGUUCGUCCCGGGCCUUCCCACCUCCAUCAAUCUUCAUGACGAACAUAUGACGCCCGAUGAGAUUUAUCGUUGCCCGCUGCUGUCUAGCGAUGGAACGUGCUGCGAUGCAUCGAUUCCUUGUAAUGAAGCCUCCAUCACGACGCAUCUGCGCAGCAGCCACGCGCUACGUGCCAAGCGCCUCGACGUUAUCAAUUGUCUGUGGCCCGGAUGCUGCAGUUACAUGCAAGCCGCGAGCAUUCCGCGUCAUAUUAUCACGCUUCACGUCAGGGCACGUUUCCAAUGCUCGUACUGUGGCAAAAGCCUCACGCGAAAAGACGGGAAGACGAAGCACGAAAAGAUCUGUCUUGGAAAACCGUGAUGCAGUUUCAUUUUCUUGGUUAUUGAUCAUACAUCUCAAUCUGCUUUGUGUAAUGCUUUCUCUUGCAUACUAAUUUUAAAAGGGCUUCUCAAUUUUACACUACGCAGCUUGUCAAACCGUGAUGCAGUUUUAUUUUCUUCAGGUUGUUGAUCAUACGUCUCAAUCUACUUUCUGCAAUGUUUCACCUUAACAUAGAUUCCACUUGCAUACCGAUCUGAAGCUUUCAAUUUUAUACUACGCGCCUUGUAGCACAUUGAAUUUUCAUAUUCAAUCCCCCCGUUGGGCAGGAGUCUGCGACAUCCUCUGUGUUCUGAAAUUUGUCACGCUGAUUCUGAA
Suillus paluster is the source of this 1038-nucleotide messenger RNA. RefSeq lists its product as uncharacterized. The coding region runs from base 76 to 702 and encodes 208 amino acids. Lineage: Eukaryota; Fungi; Basidiomycota; Agaricomycetes; Boletales; Suillaceae. The transcript has 2 exons. The record is from RefSeq and is a predicted model, not a curated record.